AGCACAGAUCCGUCAGAACAGAAGUGACCGCUAGCUUCAUGUCAACCAAACAGGCAGGACUGAACUAGCAAGAGCGGAGAUCCUAACCGGGGGAAGAGGGAGAGCCAGAGGGAGAGUGAGGGUGGCUGCUAGGAAAGGACACUGGGCGUUAUUUCUCCACGUUUGAACCGACUGAACAUUCCUCUCGAUUUGGCUUCGUUUGUUUUGAGGACGAAGGGGCUCGGGAGUAUCAACGGUAGUAAGGUUAGCUAGCCACCGCCAUCUCUUCACCGUCGGAGCGAUCGCCGUGUCUUCUACACCAUGGGGAACGCCGCUACCGCCAAGAAGGGCAACGAGCUAGAGAGCGAGACUUUUGUCAAAGAGUUUCUAGCCAAAGCCAAAGAAGACUUCUUACGUAAAUGGGAAUGCCCACCACAGAGCACAACGUGCCUAGAUGAUUUUGAGAGAUUAAAGACCCUGGGUACUGGCUCAUUCGGAAGAGUCAUGCUGGUGAAACAUAAAGGAACAGAGCAAUACUUUGCCAUGAAAAUCUUGGACAAGCAGAAGGUGGUGAAACUCAAGCAAAUAGAACACACAUUAAAUGAGAAGAGGAUAUUACAGGCUGUGAGCUUCCCCUUUCUUGUCAAACUUGAGUAUGCGUUUAAGGACAACUCCAAUUUGUACAUGGUGAUGGAGUACGUUCCAGGGGGAGAGAUGUUCUCACACCUAAGACGAAUUGGAAGGUUCAGUGAACCACAUGCACGGUUUUAUGCUGCCCAGAUAGUGCUGACAUUCGAGUACCUCCAUUCACUAGAUCUCAUAUACAGAGAUCUGAAACCUGAGAAUCUUCUCAUCGACCACCACGGCUACAUUCAGGUGACAGACUUUGGAUUUGCCAAGCGGGUAAAAGGCAGGACCUGGACGUUGUGUGGGACACCGGAGUACCUAGCACCAGAAAUCAUUCUCAGCAAAGGCUAUAACAAAGCUGUGGACUGGUGGGCCCUGGGGGUCCUUAUCUAUGAAAUGGCAGCUGGCUACCCUCCAUUUUUUGCAGAUCAGCCUAUUCAGAUCUAUGAGAAAAUUGUGUCUGGAAAGGUACGAUUCCCAUCCCACUUCAGCUCCGAUUUGAAAGAUCUGUUGAGAAACCUGCUGCAGGUGGAUCUGACCAAACGUUACGGCAACCUGAAGAACGGAGUCAGCGACAUCAAGGGCCAUAAAUGGUUUGCCACAACAGACUGGAUCGCCAUCUAUGAGAGAAAGGUGGAAGCCCCAUUCAUACCAAAGUGCAGAGGCCCAGGGGACACCAGCAACUUCGAUGACUACGAGGAAGAGGAAAUUCGCGUUUCUUUAACAGAAAAAUGUGCAAAGGAGUUUGCGGAGUUUUAGGAUGUGAGAACAUGGAUAUAUCAGGGAAAAAAGGGGAUCUUUGCACUCUUCUAAAGACUUGGGAUGGAGCAGAGACCAUUGUUUUUCAGAUCUACAACAUAGUCCCUUCAUUCCUCAAGGCUGAAAGAGGUCGCCAUGAUC
This is a messenger RNA of Sphaeramia orbicularis (orbiculate cardinalfish), 1506 nucleotides long. It is a transcript of the gene prkacbb, whose product is annotated as protein kinase, cAMP-dependent, catalytic, beta b. Gene Ontology annotation, cellular component: nucleus; cytosol; cAMP-dependent protein kinase complex. NCBI's taxonomy places the organism in Eukaryota, Metazoa, Chordata, Actinopteri, Kurtiformes, Apogonidae. Gene Ontology annotation, molecular function: cAMP-dependent protein kinase activity; ATP binding. Gene Ontology annotation, biological process: protein phosphorylation. The record is from RefSeq and is a predicted model, not a curated record. The transcript has 11 exons. Bases 301 to 1365 code for a protein of 354 amino acids.